Molecule: messenger RNA, 972 nt
Organism: Symbiodinium necroappetens
Lineage: Eukaryota; Dinophyceae; Suessiales; Symbiodiniaceae
Source: the annotation of a GenBank genome assembly
AUGGCUGGACAAGCGCUGGCUGCUGUCGGACAACCGUUCUUCACUGACAUGCCGCCAAAGAUCGCGGCAGAUUGGUUCCCUGCCUACCAGCGUGUGCUGGCAGACACGCUGGCUUCGCUUUCAAUUUCUGUUGGCGCAGCCGUGGGAUUCAUACUGCCGGCGACGCUGGGCCUUCGUCAGAUGCUUUACCUCCACCUCGCCUGGUCGGCUUUGUCUCUUGCCCUCACCUUCCUCUUCUUUCGUGCGGCACCGGCCACGCCGCCGAGCCCCAAGAAGCACCACGAGGGAAACGCUCGCCAGGGCAAGUCCUUCGGCCUGGAGCUGGCAGCGGCACUGUCCAACGGCAACUUGUGGUGCCUGAUCUUGUCCUUCAGCUGCAGUCUGGGGUCUUUCAACACCUUGAGCACCCUCGCUGCCCAGCUCGUGGGCCCGUUUGGGUACAGCGCCGAUGAUGCCUCCAUCUUCGGGGUGGCUUGCACGAUCUGUGGUGUCCUCGGGGCUCUUGUUAUGUCCGUCAUCGUAGGCUUGACUGGGAAGCACAAGCCUGUCCUCACCACGUGCUGUGUGCUUUGCGUGCUCUUCGCGCUCCUUGCUGCUCUGACGGUGAUCUACGUGGGCGAUGGACCGGGCGGUUUGGAGCUUCUAGUCUUGGCCUUCGGAGGCCUUGGCUUCUCUGCAAUGCCCUUGAUGCCUAUCUCCUUCGAGGCGGCCAUCAUGGUCAGCCAGGCCGGUGAGGGCACACUGGCCGGCCUCUGCAUGUCCGGCGGCCAGAUCCUGGGCAUAGGUCAAACAUUGAUCCUUGGACAGCUCGUACAGAGCGGCCACCCGAAGAUAGUGUGGAUCAUCUCGGGUGGGUUGUUUUGCGUGGCCUUGCUCGCUGUGAGUUUGUUCGCCCCGAGAAGCAACUCCUUCCACUUGCCUCUUCCGGAAGAGUCCGAUGUUGAAGAGUCUCGGACUUCCUGCUCCUCAUGA